AGAUGUGUUUUUUUUUUUUUUUUUUUUUUACGAUGCCAUUUCCCAAAGCACAUUGUGGUCAGCCACCCGGGGGACGUCGGUGUGCGUAAAAAGCCGCGCAAGAAGUGCGUAAAUCAGGAAGAAACCGAGGGUUUAACAGGGAAAGGAGACGGUGCUGCGCUUCUAAUUCUCCCCAACACCAGAGCGGGAUCAGACUGSAAACCUUUUGUGAGGAAAUACUUUGCUUUAGAUUCAUCAAACAUCACAUCGAACACAUCCAGGCCGAAGGGAAGCUUGAGUGAUGGAGCCGUCCCAGUCCGAGAUGAACAUAUUAUCUAAUGGGAAAAGUCAUGAYCUUGAAGAUGAAAUGGGUGUGCCAAUGAAGACGUUGUUAGCAGAUGAUCAGAAUGGCACUGAAACAUUCAGAUAUGAUGACCUGGAAGGAGGACUGGAAAGUGAGGAGUUUUUGCCCAGUGCAAAUGGAAAGAAACCGAUACGUUUCACUGAUUUUGAAGGAAAGACUUCAUUCGGCAUGUCAGUCUUUAACCUGGGCAAUGCUAUUAUGGGCAGUGGGAUCCUUGGAUUGGCUUAUGCCAUGGCCAAUACUGGCAUCCUUCUCUUCUUGUUUCUUCUGACUGCAGUUGCAGCUUUAUCCUGUUACUCCAUUCACCUACUGCUUAAAUCAUCUGGCAUUGUGGGAAUUCGAUCUUAUGAGCAGCUGGGCWACCGGGCCUUUGGUACACCUGGAAAAAUGGCUGCUGGUAUCGCGAUCACCCUGCAGAACAUUGGAGCUAUGUCCAGCUACCUGUACAUUGUUAAAUCUGAGCUGCCGCUGGUCAUCCAAGCUUUCCUGAAGGCGGAUCCCARCUCUGAUCUGUGGUACCUGAAUGGAAACUACCUGGUCAUCAUGGUCUCUGCCAGCGUCAUCCUGCCUCUUGCUUUAAUGAAACAGCUUGGGUACCUCGGGUACACCAGUGGCUUCUCCCUCAGCUGCAUGGUGUUCUUCCUCUCUGCAGUUAUCUACAAGAAGUUUCAGAUUCCUUGCCCCUUUGAAGAGUUCUCAGUGAACAGCACCGUGGAGCAUCACGGCCUGAAUGUAUCUACCCACGUCCAUGAAUACACUAACGGUUUGAUUCACGAAGACGAUGACUCCCACUGCGGCCCACGCAUGUUCACCGUUAACUCACGGACAGCAUACACCAUCCCCAUCUUGGCUUUUGCUUUUGUUUGCCACCCUGAAGUCCUGCCCAUUUACACCGAGCUCCGCAAUCCAACGCAGAAGAAGAUGCAAAAGGUGUCCAACCUCUCCAUUUUUGUCAUGUACACCAUGUACUUUCUGGCAGCGCUCUUUGGCUACCUGACCUUUUACGAAAACGUGGAGCCUGAGCUGCUUCAUACUUACAGCCGCAUCGAUCCUUAUGACACUUUGAUCCUGUGUGUUCGAGUGGCUGUUCUCACUGCUGUGACUCUGACCGUCCCCAUCGUGUUGUUCCCAGUGCGGAGAGCCAUUCAAGAGAUGAUAUUUCCCUCCAAGUCCUUCAACUGGAUUCGCCACAUCGUCAUUGCUCUCAUUCUGCUUACGUUCAUCAACAUGCUGGUGAUAUUUGCCCCCAACAUUCUGGACAUCUUUGGAAUUAUUGGUGCCACGUCUGCUCCAUGCCUCAUUUUCAUCUUCCCUGCUGUUUUCUACAUCCGCAUCGUUCCCAAAGACGAUGAACCCUUGAACUCAAUUCCCAAAAUAUUGGCCUUUUGUUUUGCUGCUUUGGGUGUUUCCUUCAUGGUGAUGAGUCUGAGCUUCAUUAUCGUGGACUGGACAACAGGGAGCAGCCAUGCUGUAGGAGGUCACUAAUUGCUGCUCUAAUGCCUUUGUGUGGUUUUCAGAUUUGGAUGUUAGGUUCAAUGUGGAAGUAGAACAAACUACAUGGCUCUCCAGCACAGAGCCUGGGUUUUUGCCACAAUGCACAAUAAACCGUAAAUUAUCUUUUAACUGUAACUUAAACAGCUGAAUGAAUUGCUUUCUUGUUUUCACUUUUAAAAUAUAUUUUCCUGUAAUGCACAGCAAUUAAAAUGCAUUUAAUUUCAAAUAACUGUAAACAAAAGUACAACGAAGUCCGCUUGUGACGCUGAAAUAGUCCUUUUCUGCUGUUGGGUUUUAAUUACUCUCAAACUGCUGCAGCUGGUACUGUACAUACAUAUAAAGGCAUUUAGUUAUUUUUAACGAGACGCACAAACAAUGCAGUCAGAUGAUCUUGCAUGGAAUCAGCAUCAGUCUGAACUGUCCAUCAUCAUCAUCAACAUCAUCAUCAUUGUGUGUAGAAUAAGUCAUAAAGUGAUUUGAGAAUGCAGGAGACAAUUUAUGGGUCUGUAAGCUUUUAAACCGUAGUGCCUUUCGCUGUUUUGGAGUGGCUCACAAACAUGCAGUAGUGUAUAUUUAUUUAGAUAACUGUCUUUUAAUUUCAAGCAAACUUUAUUUAACUAAGGAACACCAAGGUAAUCAGUUCACUGUUUUUCAUGUAAUUGCUUUUAUAAAGUCAAAUCAAUGGGAAAAAGUGUCAAAGGCUGACAGUAUUGAGGCUACAAGCUUGAUGAAAUGAUUAUUUCUUUCUAAAAAAAAACACUUUAGCCAAAACAAUCUGUAAUUUAAAUAAAGCAGGUGUAGAUUAUGUUGUCGUAUUUAAAACAUUUUCUUCUUCUUAUUAUUAUUCCUUCUGGAUUUUUAGAAUCACAUUGUUAACACUGGUAUUAGUAAAAAGAGAUGAUCAAAUUUAUUUUAAAGAUUCAAAAAAACAAAAUUGAAAUCCACAUCUGAAGCUCACCGCUUAGUAUCAAAUGUUUUUCCACAUUUUUUCCCCCCAAAAUUUUCCAACUACUCCUUUUUCUGUCUUUACCCAGGUUACUAAAAAUUUAGGAACAAAAGUUUGAGCAAUAUACAUAUUUUAAACCAUUAAAAACCAAAACAUUGUUAAUAGUUUAUUACUACAAAUUAAAACUUUUUAUUAUAUUUCUUAAUAGUGCCUGUUGAAACAAUACAGUUUCUGCUGCAGCGUUUUAUUUGUUCAUCUGUACUGGUUUGAAGUCUUUUUUGUUUCCUGUUUAAAACUCUGGAUGAUGUUUUCUGCAGUAAACUGCACAGGACCUGAUUUUGUUUCCAGUGUUGCUGUGUGUAGCUAUUAUGUUUAUGAACUGUACAUUUUAACAACUUGUAGUGAAGUGUUUAAAAGUACAAGUUUCUGCUGUAGAAGGGAUCUGACAUGAACUGAAGAUUUAAGUAUUACUAAUAUGAAGCRUCAACAUGAUGAUUUUAACAUAUARGCAUGCAAAACAAAAACCUUCAAGUUUUUUUUUCUAAUUCUUUAGGAUAAUUUUGAGGAAUAAAAACACUAACAAUAUGCAUGAUGUACAUAUACUUCACAUUUUCUUAAACUAUCAACCAAAAAAACUCUAUUCUUAUAUAAUAAAGCAGAGUUUUCUUAUUUGUAGGGUUGCCAACUUUCAGAAACUGGAAAAAAUAAAAUAAAAUAAAAGUACUGAGUGGACAGGUUGGUGCAAAGGGACAUGGGGCUUUUUUGUCUUUAUAUUUAGUAAGUAAGUAAAGUUUUAAUUUAGCUGUUUCAAGAGUGAGUCAAGAAAUAUGCAACAGCUGAACAUUUCCUAAAAAUACAGGUUUAUGUCAGUAGAAAUAAAAAUAAGAACCAGUGCCAGUUUUACUACUUUUAGCUUAUACUGUAGCUAUUCUACUGCUACUUUUAUUAUUAGCUUUUGUUUGGGUCCUUUAAAGCUUUUUCUACUUUUAGAUAAUAAAUGUUUUGAUUCUUUUAGUUAGGUGUUGGCUACUUUUAGCUAACCUUUUGACACAUUUAGCUUUUAGCUAUAGCCUUCCAGCUAUUUUAUUUUCUACAUUUAGGCAGCAUUAAGUACAUCUAGCUUGCCUUUUUUUUACUUUUCUUGCUUUUUCAGCACUCAGCUUUACACUUUCCCACAAAAUGUAUGUUGUCUAAUUUCUGUUCAUAAUAUAAAAACUGACAAAUUUACACUAAAUAUAAAGCUGCCUGUUUAAUAGACAAAAA
This is a messenger RNA of Austrofundulus limnaeus, 4046 nucleotides long. Its product is annotated as sodium-coupled neutral amino acid transporter 3. Bases 281 to 1828 code for a protein of 515 amino acids. Gene Ontology annotation, cellular component: plasma membrane. Gene Ontology annotation, biological process: L-glutamine transport; asparagine transport; histidine transport. Gene Ontology annotation, molecular function: L-asparagine transmembrane transporter activity; L-histidine transmembrane transporter activity; L-glutamine transmembrane transporter activity. The transcript has 17 exons. The record is from RefSeq and is a predicted model, not a curated record. Lineage: Eukaryota; Metazoa; Chordata; Actinopteri; Cyprinodontiformes; Rivulidae.